UGUUUCUGCAGUGAAUCGAGAAUUUGCGCGCCAGCCGUGGAUGUUUAAUAUGCUAGUAUGGGUCCGCUAGCGUUCAUCCUUGUUGGUGGAUUACUGUAUUUUCAAGUUGAUGGAUCCCGUCUGCGCCAGGAGGACUCCCCACCCCGGAUUGUGGAGCACCCCUCUGACCUGAUUGUAUCCAAAGGGGAGCCCGCCACUCUCAACUGUAAAGCAGAGGGGCGGCCAACUCCAACAGUGGAGUGGUACAAGGAUGGAGAGCGAGUGGAAACAGACAAAGAUGACACACGUUCUCAUCGCAUGCUGCUGCCCAGCGGCUCGCUUUUCUUCUUACGCAUCGUUCAUGGACGACGGAGCAAACCGGAUGAGGGAGCCUAUGUUUGCGUGGCCCGCAACUACCUGGGAGAAGCUGUCAGCCGCAACGCAUCUUUGGAAGUAGCAUUGCUGCGAGAUGACUUCAGACAAAAUCCUGCAGACGUGGUGGUUGCAGCAGGAGAGCCAGCAAUCCUUGAGUGUCUUCCUCCCAGAGGCCAUCCUGAACCCACCAUCUAUUGGAAGAAAGAUAAAGUGCGAAUUGAGGACAAAGAUGACAGGAUCACUUUUCGAGGUGGGAAGCUAAUGAUCUCCAACACAAAAAAGAGUGAUGCUGGCAUGUACAUCUGUGUGGGUACCAACAUGGUCGGAGAAAGGGACAGCGAGACAGCACAAGUCACUGUGUUUGAGCGACCAACCUUCCUCCGGAGGCCGAUAAACCAGGUUGUCCUGGAAGAGGAGACGGUGGAGUUUCGCUGUCAGGUACAAGGAGACCCCCAACCUAAUGUGCGCUGGAGGAAAGAUGAUGCUGAUGUUCCUCGUGGGAGGUAUGAGAUCAAGUAUGACAAAGACGACUACGUGCUGAGAGUGAAGAAGGCAUCCAUUAACGACGAGGGCACAUUCACCUGUGUGGCAGAAAACCGUGUGGGCAAGCUGGAGGCUUCUGCCACUCUCACAGUCAGAGAUCGCAAUGUCGCUGCCCCUCAGUUUGUCAUCCGUCCAAGGGACCAAAUUGUGGCUCAAGGUCGCACUGCCACCUUCCCGUGUGAAACCAAAGGAAACCCUCAGCCUGCUGUCUUCUGGCAGAAAGAGGGAAGUCAGAAUUUGCUGUUUCCCAACCAACCCCAGCAGCCCAACAGUCGCUUCUCAGUGUCGCCCAGUGGAGACCUCACCAUCUCAUCUGUGCAGCGGGCAGAUGCUGGUUACUAUAUCUGCCAAGCCCUGACCGUUGCAGGCAGUAUUCUCGCCAAGGCUCAACUGGAGGUCACAGAUGUGCUCACAGACAGACCACCACCCAUCAUUCGCCAAGGCCCAUCCAACCAGACAUUAGGGGUGGACAGUGUGGCGUUGUUGAAGUGCCAAGCAUCAGGAGACCCAAUCCCUUCCAUCAGCUGGCUGAAGGAUGGGGUCAGUCUGCUGGGAAAGGACCCUCGUAUGUCCCUGCAGGAGCUGGGAAGCCUCCAGAUCAAAAACGUCAAGCUUUCAGACUCUGGGAUAUACACAUGUGUGGCUACCAGUUCUAGUGGUGAAACAUCAUGGAGUGCUUUCUUGGAAGUCAAAGAAGCUGGGGGAGUGAUAGUCACAAAAAAACAUGAUGAGAAUGAGCUUCCAGGACCACCAUCUAAGCCUCAGGUCACGGAUGUCACCAAGAACAGUGUGUCUUUGUCCUGGCAGUCCGGGAUGGUUGGAGCAUCACCUGUCUCCUCAUUUGUCAUUGAAGCGUUCAGCCAAUCAGUGAGCAACAGCUGGCAAACAGUAGCAGAUCAUGUGAAAACCACCCAGUUUACUGUUAAAGGUCUCCGUCCCAACACCAUCUACCUGUUCAUGGUCCGAGCAGUCAACAGCCAGGGCCUGAGUGAUCCAAGUCCCAUGUCUGAGCCUGUCAGAACACAAGACAUAAGUCCGCCAGCUCAGGGUGUUGACCACAGGCAUGUACAGAAGGAGCUUGGUGAAGUCAUAGUUCGGUUACACAACCCAGUUGUCCAGAGUCCCACAACCAUCCAGGUCACAUGGACAGUGGAUCGUCAGUCCCAGUUCAUCCAGGGUUACAGAGUUCUGUACAGGCAGACUUCAGGAUUGCCCUCUCCAGGACACUGGCAGUCCCAAGAUGUCAAAGUCCCUUCUGAGCGCAGCAUUGUCCUCGCUGCUCUUAAGAAGGGCAUUGUGUAUGAGAUCAAGGUCCGGCCUUAUUUCAAUGAGUUUCAGGGCAUGGACAGUGAAUCCAGGACAGCACGGACUACUGAGGAAGCCCCCAGUGCCCCUCCUCAGCAGGUAACAGUCCUGACUGUGGGAAACCAGAACAGUACUUCCAUUAGCAUCUCCUGGGAUCCCCCUCCAUCAGACCACCAGAAUGGCAUCAUCCAAGAGUACAAGAUCUGGUGUCUAGGGAAUGAGACACGUUUCCAUGUAAAUAAGACAGUGGAUGCAGCCAUACGCUCAGUGGUGGUGGGUGGGCUGCAGGUGGGAGUGGUGUACCGGGUGGAAGUGGCUGCCAGCACUAGCGCAGGAGUCGGAGUCAAGAGCGAACCCCAGUCUAUUAUCAUUGGUAAGGAAUUUCGGGAUGUGAUUAUACAUGGAAACCGGAAUAACAGCAUCACAGAACAGAUCACUGAUGUGGUGAAACAGCCUGCUUUUAUUGCUGGUAUUGGAGGCGCCUGUUGGGUCAUCCUCAUGGGCUUCAGCAUCUGGCUCUACUGGAGGAGAAAGAAGAGAAAGGGCCUGAGCAACUACGCAGUGACAUUCCAGAGAGUCGAUGGUGGCCUGAUGAGCAAUGGAAGCCGACCAGGCUUACUGAAUGCCAGUGACCCAGGCUACCCCUGGUUAGCGGACUCCUGGCCAGCAACCAGCCUGCCUGUCAACAGCAGCUCCGGGGGACCCAAUGACCUGAGUAACUUUGGCCGAGGAGAUCUCCCUAGUGGGCAAGGGGAUAAGACAGGCACCAUGCUCUCUGAUGGAGCCAUCUACAGCAGCAUUGAUUUCACCACCAAAGCCAACUAUAACAGCCCAGGCCAAACAUCCCAGGCCACUCCUUAUGCCACCACCCAGAUUCUCCACUCUAGCAGUAUCCAUGAGCUGGCUGUGGACCUACCUGAGGCCCAGUGGAAGGCCUCACUCCAGGCAAAGCAGGAAAUGGCUAACUUGGGCUACUCCCUGCCUGACAAGAACUCCUGCAACAACAGUGGAAAAGGAGGAAAGAAGAAGAAGACCAAGGCAAGCUCCAAACCCACUAAAGCCAAUGGGUCCAACUGGGCCAAUGUUCCCCUGCCCCCUCCUCCAGUUCACCCUCUCCCUGGCACAGAGAUGGACCAUUAUCCCAAUGAGCACCAUGAAGGAGGAGGGUAUGAGAGUGAUGGCUGGGGCCCACCAAUGCCUGUGCAGACCUAUCUACACCAGGGCAUGGAGGAUGAGCUGGAGGAAGAGGAGGAGAGGGUUCCCACCCCGCCCAUCCGGGGGGUUGCGUCUUCCCCAGCUGCCGUGUCCUUUGGACAGCAGUCCACAGCCACCCUUACCCCUUCUCCUCGGGACGAGAUGCAACCCAUGCUCCAGGCACAUUUGGAUGAGAUAACUAGAGCAUACCAACUGGACAUGGCAAAACAGACAUGGCACAUGCAGGGGGGCUCUCUUCCUCCCCAGGCUCCGGCUCCUCCAGUGGGCUAUGUGUCGAGCACAAUGGUUUCUGACCUGGAGACUGACCUGCCUGAUGAGGAUGAGGAGGAGGAAGAUGAGGAGGAGGAUGAAGGCUAUGGAGCCAGACAUCCCCGUGGUAUUGAGCACACGCCAGGGUCUAGCAUGGACAACCUGGACAGCUCUUUAACAGGGUCCAUGGUGAAUGGGUGGGGCUCAGCCUCAGAGGAUGAGCGUAAUUUCUCCAGCCAUAGGUCCAGUUUGGGCAGUUCAUCAGAUGGCUCCAUCUUUACCCACUGCAGCUUUGCCCAGGCCCUGGUGGCUGCUGCAGACAAGGCAGGCUACCGCCUGGAGGGCACUAGUCUCAGCAAAAGAGGUAAAGGCUUGUCCCACAGGCCCCGGCCCAGCAGUCCAUUCUCAACAGAUGGCAGCACAGUCGGCACGCACAGCUUGGGCCACCAGAGGGCCACCAGGCCCACACGCAAACCCCGCAGCCAGGGCACAGCACCCCACCGGAGAGAUGCUGGUGCAGACGACCUACCUCCUCCCCCUGAGCCUCCUCCCUGUCAGGGGCAGGGCCGUAUCCAAGGGGCCCGCAGUAUAAGCAGCAUGGUACCCCCAACAGAGAGGAAGGCUUCAUCUCUGGAGCGCCCGUCUAUAUCUGGGCAGGACGACAUGAAGAGCUCCAUUGACAGACAGACACGCACUUCACUGGAACAUCAUCGCCAGGCUCAAGACAGGCUGGGCUCCAUGGACCGAGCUGACGAUGGGCGCAGAGGGCACAAAACUGAGGACGGGUGCCUGCCAUACAGUAAACCAUCCUUCCCCUCACCCGGUGGCCACAGCUCCUCUGGGACAGCCUCCUCCAAGGGCUCGACAGGGCCACGCAAGACCGAAGGUCCACGACAGCCACAACAGUGGACCGCCAUAGAGCACGCUGAUUUCCUGGGGACCAAUGGACAAGGACAGUACUCGGGAGAGUUAUAGUAAUCUGCCUGGGACGUGAACUGGAGAAAACCUGGCCUCUCCUCGAGAGAGUGACGCCCUCCUAUUGAGGGCAAUGAACUUUGUCCUUACCUGUGUUUUCUCAGAGGAAAAGAGUGCAGCAGAGGGCACUACAGAGAAAAGCUGUGUCACAGAACUGUAAAUGUGAUGUAUAGACACAGACAUACUGUACAUCUCACUAUGUUUUCGUCCUCAAGAAAAUAUUUUCCACCUCCUACCUUACUGUAAUUUUCUUUUUGUUAGAAAAAGGCAAGUAAAAAAAGAAAAAGAAAACAUCUAUAUGAGAACACAUUUUCUGGUAACUGCCCUUGGGGAAAAGGGAAUUUUUGUUUCCUGUAAAUAUAUUCUUUAACUUGUUGUUGCAUUGCUAUGCAAGCCUGAUUCAGUUUGAGCUCUUUUAUUUCCAUAUACAGGAACAAUUGGUUUUAUCUGGUUAUUUGUAUUAUAUGUGAAUUGAGUGGCUGUUGUGCCAUAAAAUAAUUGUUUUAUAAUCCAUUGUUUGUUAAUAGUUACCAUUAAUUAUUAUCAUUAUUAUUAUUAAUUAUUGUUUUUGCACUGCAAUUUUUGGUGAUAAGCACAAAAACAUAGCUCCUGCUGACAUGAAGAACCGGAAGAAUAUGUGAAGAGGAGUUUCUGUACUGUAAAGUAAAGAGAAGAAAAUUAUAUACUAAUGUACAGAAAUAUAUUAAAGAGUAAGGCUUUGCUCACAGACAGCAACAAAUAAGGCACCCGUUUCCAUAGUUGAGACUAAUAGGGUGGCAGACACAAGGUUCCUGAGGGUCUGAAGGGCAGAUAUGAUGCUGGAUCGUACACAGAGGAUACUGUAUUUACUUUAGGUUACUGAGUUGAUUAUUUAAUUUCUAAUUAACUGUCCUGACACAAUAGUUUGAUAUCGGAAACAUUUAGUUCUGGACAUCUCCAGGCACUAUCUCUGAAACAGAGUGAGGGGGUGUAGGUUUUUUUAUUUUUAUACGAGGGUCUCCAAGCAUUUUGAGUUGAUUUUGUUUUUAUGUUUUACUGCCUAAAUAAUUUUACUAUACUGAGUUUACGCUCCUCGUUCGGCAUAACAGCACACUAACCAUAAAACGGUCAAAAGGGAGGAGGAGUCUGUGAUAUCUGUCCUCAUGCUGUAGUUAAGUCGUAGCACUUAAAGAGGUAGAUUUAUGAUUCUUUUUAGCCUUAAUAGGGAAGCAGACAUCACAAAGAAGAGUACUGAUUCUGUUUAGUAGUAAUGAUCCUCCCAAAGCUACCGAAAAUAUUAGUGGAGCAACAUAAUUUGUUUACAACUUCUGUGUUUUAACUUUAUGUCUUUUGUUCCAUCCAUUUUUAAUAUUGUUUUCUUUUUAGAGCACUUAUCUGUUUUAUGUUUGUUAUAUUAUCUACGGUACAGUAUCAUCCAAGAAAACAACACAGUGACCCUAAAUGCAGAUGUUGCUCUAAAGGUCGGUGCCUCAGUUACCAGUACACUAUGAUCAGCACAGUCUUGUUUCAGUAACUUUAAGAUUUGAAAAGAAAUGGUGUGUGUGUACAAUUUACAAAUGUAGCUUUGAGUUUGAUCCAAAACAAGUCAAGUGAUAACGGAGAAAAGCCUUGUAUAUUAACUAGCAGGUUCCAAUGCCUCCAUGUCUACCGCCACAGUAUGGAGCCGAACACUUUCUACCUGCCUGACCGCCACAACUCACACACACACUUAUCAUCUGCCACUUCAACUUCUCAGCCUCUAAUUCUUAAUUCUUGUCUUUUUAGACAAUGUUUUAUUGGUUGUCCUUUUUUAAUGAAAAAGCUUGUUUCUUUGUAUGCCUUUUAUGGACUCCAAAACGCUGCUUACAACAAUGUUUUCAAUAUUAAUGUUCAGGAUUUUUGUGGUUCAAUGACUGUUUGUUUUGUCUUUUUUUGUACUGCUAAUGUUGAUAAAAGGGGGGUGGAAACUUAAGGCCGUCAGAUGCUGUUGUACUGUUGUCGUCAUGCCAUCGUCAUUUUAUAUCAUCCACCCAGUGGCCAGUGUUCUGGAAAUGAGGUGCAAAGAGUAUCUCAGGUUAUUUUACAUUCUGGUGGUGUUUAUGUAUGUGUAUAUAUGUGUAUAUAUCCAUAUGCAUCUCCACUUGAUUAUGCCAUUCCAUUUUCAUUGACAAAGAUAUCCCUCUCAUGUCCGAUUCUGUCGUCCCUUCUUUUCUUUUCUGCUGUGGAUUUUGAUUCCAAGUAUAAUGUGCUGGUUCAUCCACCAUAAGACAAGAUGUCAGUAAAAGAACAUACCAAAUUAAGAUUGAUAUUUCUUAUGUCUAAUGCGUUUUAGUGUCUCUUUAAUACUCAUUGUUUUCUUUUAAAUCACAGUGUCGUUUUGUAUUUAUUAAAAUGAUAAUAAAAGUAUAUUGUGAAAUAUGCAUAAAGAUUUGUGGAAUAUAAAAUGUGUUUUUUGUUCCUUGUAAAGUUUGCUGUCAGAGCCGAGCAGCGAGGCCAUAAGGAGAGAUGAUACUGUAGGCACACUGUGAUCACAGCACGGUGAAUGCCGGUUCAGCUGUCCUCUGAGUCACUCUACGUCCUGCAUGUUCACAACACUGCUCCUCUCAUGUCAAAACUAAAGCAACAUAAAACCUUUUUGAACACAAGGAGCAAAACUGCUCACAGUAUGCUUGUCAAGACAAUAGAGAAAACAUCUUUUUGGAAGGAUGAAGGUACUUUGGCUUUCUCUCUCUUUUGAUCAUUUUCUCAAUAUUGUUGGUUCUUUGUAGCCUAUCUAUGUGUUGCCUUUUUGCUAUAAAAGAGGAUUAAAAAUGACAAAAAGAGAAAGUUGUUGAGUGAAAUCUUUCUGUACAGUAUGGGGUGAAAUGACACCCUGAUCCAAUGCCAUUUCUACAGUACAGUACAUUCUGGUUUAUUUUUUCUUUUUCUGUAAAACCACCUUCUGUAUUCACUUGCAUGUCCUUGUCCGAAAAGAGAGUGGAUCAAGAAAAUAAACUUUUACAGUCUCAUUCCCAUGUCCUGUAAGAUAAAUCCAUGUUCUUUUAUUUCCUUGUACCUGGAUCAAUAUCAAAUAAAAUAUUUUU
Messenger RNA from Scomber japonicus (chub mackerel), 7703 nucleotides. It is a transcript of the gene robo2, whose product is annotated as roundabout, axon guidance receptor, homolog 2 (Drosophila). Bases 58 to 4641 code for a protein of 1527 amino acids. The record is from RefSeq and is a predicted model, not a curated record. The transcript has 29 exons. Gene Ontology annotation, molecular function: protein binding. Lineage: Eukaryota; Metazoa; Chordata; Actinopteri; Scombriformes; Scombridae.